CCCGACUGAGCCAUUUCAGGAUCCAACUCGGCGCUACUCUUAAAUAUGUGCCCUUGCAUAAAGAAGUUUCGUAUCCUCUGUCCAUCAAGGCGGUGGAGUGUCCCGCGUCGCCCCAGCACGUAUCUCCGGCCUUCGCUGCCCGGGGCUUGGGCCGCGACUCGCGCCCACCGAGCUUUGACGGCUCUUCGUUGGACGGUUCCGAAGCAAACCAAUCCGCUGCUCGAGGAUACACCGCCGCCGCUUCGGGGCUGCCUUGCGGUCUUCGCUCGGGAGAGAACAUGGACUUCCCCAAUCACAAGAAUCUCAGGAGAUCCGGCCAAUCAUGAUCAUUGGCGCCUCUGGGAGGCAGCUUUCAUGCCAGCACUAGAUACCUACUCUCCUACCUCUACCUAGGUACCUGCCUAGGCACGCGCUUACUGCGGCUUCGUGCUACCAACGAGUCUCGGCGAGCGGCAUUCCAUUGGACAUGAGCAUCGCGGAGGUGCUGCUCCCUCACACCUGCUCGAUGCAUUGUCCUGCGGGCAUCUCCGAUACGAUUCCAGUCUUGACUGCGAGCUCGGGGAGGUUCGCCCUCUGGCAAGAGCUUUUGACUGUGGAUAGUCACGGUUCAUCAAUCCCAAGCGAUCGACAGCCCCUCGAGGAAUCUGAAGGUCCUGCUGAUACAGAACUGUUUUGGUCAACAUAGGGAAGCCUUGUAGCCAUCGAUCGCCCGCUACAGCGAGAUGUACCGGUGCGAUAACGACAAUCUCAAUGGCGAUUAAACACUCUCUGAGAUACCUUCAUACUUCCUGCGAUGCCAAUUAGGUCGCGGUUUCGCUGUUUUGGACAAUCACGCUGGCUAACGGAACAGCUGCGAACGUUUUCACGCCGCCAACGGUCCUUUCGCGGCAGACCCGCCAAUAAUGCUUGCUUGCAACCGCUCCACAGAGUUCAUGUCACAUGUGUCAAUCAUCCAAUGAACUGGUGGGCUCGCGGGACCGCGGCGCAAGCUGAGGUUAUGGCGUUCACUUUCGCCGUUUCACGCCACGUGGAACGCGGAUAUCCGCAUUGCCACCCGGCAUGACCACUAUCGGGUUUGGAGGUACCAAGCUCGUCAUAUGCAAACACGUAAAGAAACUCUCCGUAUGUCACGGGUGGGAGACUCAUACCGAUGCGUCGUCGUUGAGGGUAGGUUUCACAGCCUUCACCCCCGUUGUCGCAUGAACCAUGCCAAACUUUAUGGUAUACUACGCUCAAGACAUCAAGGCAUGACAGGUAUCUAUUAAUUUAUGGGUAUGCAGAAAUUCAACCGGCAAACCUGUGAUCGGGACUGGUCUAAUAGGGACUCACGCCCACCACGAAAAAAAUCGCAGUUUUACAGGAGGUUCCAAAGCUCAAGUGAAUUUUUCCAUUCGAAGCACGCUGCCGGCAAAUAUGGAGCGACGAAGCGUUCCGCGUCACGACAUUGAAACGGGGUCGAGACAAAUGCCGUCGACGUCAGGGAUUCAAUACCAGCACCCAUUCAGCCGCGGGAUCCGGAACGCUGGAACUGAGAGCACACCGAUAACGGAGUGAGCGCAGAUGGCUUCCACCUAAUGACACACGGGCGGGCACCUAGACAGCAAUCAACAACCUCCUCCGCCAAUGGCCUGGCGCGGAUUUCCAAACUCAAUACCAUGGUAAAAAGGAGGGGCACUAAAAGUGUCGGGUGGGCCCGACUGUGUGAGCCAGCCGGUCGGGCGUGUUCCAGGCGCAAAGCAGCCAAACAGUCACUCCAAAGUGCCAAAGCGUUGAGUUUCCGAGUGAUGGUAGCUGCUCUCUCGCCUCGCAUCCGCCACUUCGAGCUCACCGACUGAGGAAGUGGCAAGCGCAGUGCCCUGUGGACCUUCCUCAACCCGCGCCGCGCCGAAAUCAAAACCGCCCGCCGGCCCCUCACUCCGCUUCCCGCUAUUUCCUGAAUCUUCCAAGCCCGAGACACAAAACAGCCUCUCCCAUAACUCUGUUACCACGCGCCGAUAACGCCUCAAAGACAACUCCGAGGCGAGCGAGGGAACAAGAAAGAAACAACCCGACGCCCAGCGACCGUCUAAACCAUGGCUCCAGGUAUAGAUGAAAAGGUCGCGGGCGCGCCCAAGGGUACCGCCACCCAAGAUUUUGUUGAUCCCGGAAUCGUCCCGAUCCCCAAGAUUUCUGGCGACUGGACCGUCGACAAAGUGUUGGCCACGGUCGAAGCCGAUAAGCCAGAGGAGGGCUCCGACUCGCCACUACCAUACUUCCACCUGCUGGAGCGUCUCAAGACUACCAAGCGAGAGGGAUGGCGCAGGUUCAAAAUCGACAGAGGCGAGUCCAUCGCGGACCACAUGUAUCGCAUGGCCAUGAUGUCGAUGCUCGCGCCACCGGCCCUCGCCCCGCGCCUUGACCUGAAUAAGUGCAUGAAGAUGUGCCUUAUCCACGACAUGGCCGAGUCGCUCGUUGGCGAUAUCACCCCGGUUGACGGCGUCCCGAAACCCGAGAAGGCACGCCGCGAAGCCUCCACCAUGGACUACAUCACGUCGACACUCCUGGGAAAGACGUACGGCAGCAGCAGUGGCGGUGCAACGGCUGACGGCAGCGCCACGGGUCCUCUGGGCAAGCUCGUCGGCGAGGACAUCCGGGCAAUCUGGCAGGAGUACGAGGACUCGAAGACUCUGGAGAGUAAAUACGUCCACGACAUCGACAAGAUGGAGCUCCUGUGCCAGAUGGUGGAGUACGAGAAGCGCUGCGAGGGAAAGUUGGACUUGGGCGAGUUCGCCUACGUGGCUAGCCGCAUGGAGCUGCCCGAGACGAUCGCGUGGGGCCAGGAGGUGCUCCGCGAGCGCGAGGCCUUCUGGGCCAGCAAAGCCGGCGGUGGGAAGCAUCUGCGCGGCGAGAGCAAAGUCGCCGGCGGUGUGGAGGCGACCAAGGUAGCCAUGCAGGAUGCCUACUACACAAAGGAGAACUAGGAGGUUGAAAUUACCCCACACUUUGUCGCGGCAUUUCUACAGGGGCAUUAUCGGCGUCGGAAUCAAGGGGGAAAGUCCGUCAUGCAUAAUACGGUGGGGAGGGAUCCCGUCCUGGCUGGUUUGCAGAUACCCAUAUAACGUUAGAAGUUUAGACACAGAAUAGCAUCAUUGAUGGCUCCUGCGCAUUCUCUCGGCGAAGC
Messenger RNA from Gaeumannomyces tritici R3-111a-1, 3160 nucleotides. RefSeq names its product HD family hydrolase. The coding region runs from base 2073 to 2960 and encodes 295 amino acids. Gene Ontology annotation, cellular component: cytoplasm. The record is from RefSeq and is a predicted model, not a curated record. Lineage: Eukaryota; Fungi; Ascomycota; Sordariomycetes; Magnaporthales; Magnaporthaceae. The transcript is spliced from 4 exons. Gene Ontology annotation, molecular function: 5'-deoxynucleotidase activity.